CGAAGAAUUACCAAAACGUCUUUGAUCACUGAGCGCAACUAUCCUGUCUCUUUAGGAUGAUCCGAUAACUAGGUAGAUGCUUGGCAUAAUCUCGUAAUUCGGUAUUUAAGUACACUAACACUGGGGUAUUGCCAUCAUGAUAGCCUGUUGGUGUUACGUACGUUGCAGGGGAGACGCCUAUCAUUCCAAAUUUCAAAGCCCAACAAACCUUGCAACCAUGUGAUGACUUACAGUCAGACUCAAUAUGCCACCCUACAAGAUUUGACAAUGAAAAUAGUAGUGGAACCGACAAUCAAGACGGGAAACAUACUGCAUGUAUAACUACAUAGUAGAUAGCUAACCAAGAUAAAUAUAUUUUAGCAGAGGUUCCGAGUUCUAGAACCUUCAAUUCUAUCUCGUCGCAUCUCUUGAUCCAGUCUGAGCCGUAGUCAAGAUGAAGUUCUCCAGCAUUGCCUCUGCCUUGGCCCUCACAGCCUCUGUGGCCGCCGCGCCCAAGAAGGGCUGCCCAAGCAACUCGACGUUGCCCUACACCACCAUUGCCGGUGUAAAGGUCGUCGACACGCCCCUUGUGCGUCAAGCCCGUGAGCUCAUGGAGGCCAAUUUCGAGCCGUUCCUCAUCCGUCACGUAUACCGAACAUGGCUAUUCGGCGCUGCAACGAUAAACAACAACGCGACACUGGCUGCCAAGAUCGACGCCGAGGCACACGCUAUUGCUUGUCUUCUUCACGAUGUCGGUUGGGAUACAAGGGACAACUCCCCCUUUACCUCGAAUGACAAGCGCUUCGAGGUUGACGCGGCUAUAUACACCGUCAACUUCCUCAGAGAUAACGGCGUCCAGGGCGAGUGGAAACCUCGUCGAACUAACCCUGUGUGGACCGGUAUUGCCCUGCACGCUACCUCGAGCAUUGGGCUGUAUAGCGAGGAUCUCAUGACAAAUUUCAUUAUUGAAAGCAUCAACAUGGACCAUCCCGGACCUCAUCCCAAAUUUGCUGUCGAGACCUACGACGACAUCGUCGCCGCAUACCCCAUGGACGGGCUAGGCGAGGGCACAAACAGAGCUUUCGCUCAUAUCGCUUCAUACAAACCUGAAGUGACGUACGAUACUUUCCUCGAGCCCUGGGGUGUCGCCUACGUCGAGGGCUAUAACCCAGUCGGCCACCGCUUGUUCGACCGUGGCAACGUCAACGUCUCAUCACCUGUACCCAUGAGGCGGAAUGUCCACGGGAUGUAAUCAGGCAGCUACAUCCACGUCUAGAACACGAUACCAAUAACUUCGAAAUCGAGAGCGCUUAGGCUGAAUCCAUCUACGAGACUCGAUAAUACACCUAGCAAUAGGUACCACUAUAUUCGAGACUGGGAGUCUGAGGCCAAGACCAUCCGAGAAGAGGAGAACACAACAGGGCUCUGUCCCUGAAGUAAAUUCUUGUACAAAAUCUAUGGCCUACGCACAAUGCGUUUCAAAGGUCACACCUAUACACACCUGUAUAUACCUACAAACAACGCGAUAGACAUUUCUGAAGCGUUUGACUUAGCUCUAAUUAGAUGGUGACGAAAUUCAUCAUGACAGUGACACAUCCACAACUUCUCUUUUGUAACAGAAACCAAAUUCAAUGUAUAUUAAUCAAGAACGCGCGUAUAGCUACGUAUUAGACCGAGACG
Molecule: messenger RNA, 1659 nt
Organism: Xylaria bambusicola
Lineage: Eukaryota; Fungi; Ascomycota; Sordariomycetes; Xylariales; Xylariaceae
Exons: 3
Coding region: 434-1231 (265 amino acids)
Source: RefSeq, a predicted model, not a curated record